ACCUGCUGAGCUUUUCAAGCCUCCGUUGUGUCUGUAAUGACGGUUAUAAAAUGACGGAUACAGGAUCCCCCAAAAUACAAUGUGAACUCUGCGCCAGAAAUAAUCAAGUUGUGUCAGUGGACAAGAGGCAUUGUCUGACGUGUACAGGGUGCAACUCAUGUCCAAAUGAAGAAAAUAUCCAAGUGGAAAACUUGGCCAAUGGCACAGCAAGCUGUCAAAAGUGUCCCGAAAGGACGGCACCAAAUGCUUUGGGAAACAUGUGCAUACGCUGCCAUGAAACUUUCAUGUUCGCGACGGGUAGCUGUACCUGUUCAUCUUCCAACUUGAAAGGAGGUCUCUGUUUUCAAAGCACUGAAUUGCCAUCUCAAACAGGAAGUUUGCCAGAUUCCAUUUGGUAUGAAACCCACCUUCAAGCAAGUUACCUGGCCUGCUUAACUUACAGUAACCAGACAGCCUGCCAGCUGCUCACUAACAUGGUGGUGUUGAGUGUGAACAUCUUAGUCGGUAGUGAGGCCUAUAUUCUAUACAAGGAGAUAAAGUCCAGUACCAACUUCCUCCCGAAACUCUUUUAUGUGGAUACGAAUAUAGCAGCAUCCCUAUGGCAAACUGCUCCUCGGGGACUCUCUUUCAAAAAGGAUUCACAGAUCGCCUUGAAAGUUGUAAAAUAUGAUGCUCGUGGGAAUUUUCUGGGCUGGGAAGAUGUCAGGGGAGGCACUUUACAGCUAUGCCCUGACACUCAGAUACUGCUGGAUGCUGCCUUCAAGUUUGGCUCUUCCUACAUUCAGUCUUGCAAGAUUCAGAUCUCAGAUCUUCUCAGUCGAUUCCCAGAGCCUGUCCUUUACGAGCUGUUUCUCCUGUUCAACGAUAGUCAAGGACAGCAGAAGGUCUGGCCCAUCCCUAUACGCAAUCUGAAUCUAGACAAGAACGAUAUACGAGAAUUUCGGAGAUUCUUUUUGGUAGAUGGCUUGACAGGAAGGAGGAGCAGUCUCAGUAACCCAACAGACUCUGUCACCUACGCGAAAGACAUUGUACUCAGGACCUACCUUCCUACUCAGAACCCCACCAGCGAACCGCCGUUUUUACUCACCGUGCAGUAUGCUCAAGUACAAGAUCUCCACGCAGAGGCGCAAGUGACAUUUGCUAUGCAUUAUGAAAUGAACUAUUUUGCACACAAGAGAGACACUGAUAUAGCCCUGGGUGUUCUUGGAUCUCUGGCUGUUUUCGUUGCCAUGCUGGAGACAAGCAGCUGGAGACGGAGGAGCGGACUAGAAUUUAUAGAUGUGGUGACCAUUGUGAAGUACUUUGCUUAUUUUGCCGGUGCGCUGUCUAACACCUUUUUCCUCGUCACGUUUGGGACAGGUGUUUACUGGCUCAUUGUCUACAAGGGUCAGCAGUCCACAGUUGAGGUAACACUUCCCCCUGCUGGUGGGAAGAUUGAAACUGACUUCAUCGUCUAUGUGGCUUGUGCCUUUGGGCUGAAGGCACUGGAGCUGAUUCACAUCUUGAUUGUUCAGGUCACUGCAUCGAUCUUCCUGAUAGACUGGGAGAAACCAAAGGGCAGACCACUACCAAAACCAGCAGCAAACAAUACCACUCCCUCCUCAGUCAGUAUCUGGAGAACUUACUUCAUCGCCAACGAGUGGAAUGAAAUUCAGACGAAGAGAAAGAUAAACCCAAUCCUGCAACUCUUUGCUGUUCUAUUGCUGUUGGAGGUCAUUGGCUUGAAGAACAUUGCCCGAAGAGAUCUGAAUUUGAAUCUACAUCCAGGACCUGAUGUUAAUCUGGCUCCCUGGAGCCCAAUUCUUCGAUAUGGAAUAGCAGUAUCCAUGUGGUUGGCAGUCGGUUUAGUCCAAGUGCUCUUCUGUGUUGGAUUCUGUGAACGAUUUGUUGAAGAUAAGAUUCAGCAGUUUGUAGACUUGUGCUCUGUGAGUAAUGUAUCAGUCUUGGUCUUACUGCACAGGUGUUAUGGCUACUACAUCCAUGGACGGUCUGUACAUGGACAAGCUGACAUUGGUAUGGAGUCGAUGUAUCUCAAUCUCAAGAAGGAAGAGGAUAACCUUUGUGCAAUGAGAGGUCUUGAGCCCAACAUGGAUGUCCAGACUUUUGAGGUGUUAAUUUCUAACAAGGUCAGACAACAAUAUGAUCGGAUACUAUCGCCGCUGAAUGAGGCAGCAAGAGGAAAUCGAAGCAUUCAUGAGGGUUCAGCCACCCUGCAGCAGAAUCUGAAAGCCUACUACACCAUGAAUAAGUUCCUUUCAUCCUUCCUUGAACAUGCCUACAAAGAUAUGGACUAUGUAGUCAAGGAAAAACUCUUUCUGGAGAGAAUUUUGGACUUUGAGUUUCAACGUUCAGACGAUCGGAGUUUCUUUUACAAUGAUGACCGGACCCUCUUCAGCAAUGUUCUUUAUUAUGGCCAUGAGUUGGUCCUGCUGUUGUUUGAUAUUCUGCUCUUCUCUGUCGUGGAUCUGGGCACCCAGGACUUUGUGCUGGCAACAAUCAUCACUUAUCUUGUACAGAAGAUUCUGGAAUCAGUAAGGAAAACAAUUUCAAGAAGGAACCUGGCUGCGAAGACACUAGUAGAUGAAAGAUUUCUUAUCUAGAGUGUCGUUACCUUAAUGUUACCUUGUGGAUAGAAACAUUUUAAUCCCAAUUGUACUCAAACGAGUGUGCAUUUAUUUGGAGACCAAUAAACUGAUGUAUCGGAUCCUAUGUUUAAUACCAAAGUUGCGUUUGAAUAAAAACCGAAAGAACUGUGGAUACUGUAAAUCAGAAACAAAAAUAGAAGUUGCUGGAAAAGCUCAGCAGGACUAGCAGUAUCUGUGAAGAGAAAUCAGAGUUAACGUUUUGGGUCUGGUGACCCUACGUCAGAACUGGGAAGUUCACUACCCUACCAGAGUGUUCAAAAAUGGCCUUGAUGUGGGAUGAGGCUGAUAAACUGGCAGCCUGGCUUUUGGAAAUUGUUAACCCAUCUGUCUCUCUCUCCAAUCCUGCCUCUGUUACCAUUUGAACAUUUUAUACCUGGUGUCAUAUCAGUCUGUUCAAGACCAACAUAUAAAACUGCAGCCUUGCUGGACAGGGGCUAGCUGUUCCCUAACAGUUCAAGACAACGCAGUGUCGCAAAUACAUAAUUGUCUCGAUGAGGAUGUCUCUGUGGCUUCAUGAAUUUUGUCAAUGUGACAGAUCACUCACAGGAAAUCCUUCUCAGCUGAGGCUGAAUCAGGAGGGAUCAUAGAAUCCCUACAGUGUGGAAGCAGGCCAUUCAGCCCAUUGAGUCCACACUGACCCUCCAAGGAGCAUCCCACCCAGACCCACCUCACUACCCUAUCCCUGUAACCCUGCAUAUCCCACAGCUGAUCCACCUAGCCUAUACAUCCCUUGACACUAUGGCUAAUCCACCUAACCUGCACAUCUUUGGACUAUGGGAGGAAACCGGAGCACCCGGAGGAAACCCCACACAGACAUGGGGAGACUAUGCAAACUCCACACACAUUCGACCAAGAGUGGAAUCUAACCCAGGUCCCUGGUGCUGUGAGGCAGUGGUACUAACCACUGAGCCACUGUGCUGCCUCAGAGGAAGCUCUGAGAAAAAACAAGGGCACCCCUGAGGGAGAUGAUGGUGUGAAAGUGGAAGUUGCUGUAACACCAGAGACUCACAUUUCAGAGCAAUGAGUGAUGGUGAGCUUAACUACUGGUGAUAUGGUGAUUGUGUUACUGUAAGAGUAUUUCAGAUUCCCAGGGAAGCACUCCAGGGACAUGGAUCCCACCAUAGCUGGUGAAAUUUAAAAUUCAAUUGUCUUUUAAAAGAAGGUGUCAGGAUUAUAAACCAAGCCCUCAGUAAUGGUGACCAUGAAACUAUGAUCAAUUGUAAAAACAUUUCUGGUUCAAUGCCCUUUAUGGAAAGAAUCUGCUGGCUUUGCCUGGUCUGGCCAACAAUGACAUAUUUGACUCUUUUACGGCCAUGAAAUACCACUCAGUUCAGGGGCAGUUAGAGAUGGACAACCAAUGUUGGUCUUGCCCACAACCCAUGAAAGAAUAAAAAAAGCACUGAACCUUUCUUGUUCUGGUAGUUGUUAUUUUUUCCCCAAAUGAUACUUUGAACAAUUUAAUGAAUAUAAACUAACAGUUGUAUGAUGAAAUUUUGCCUUGAACCUACAAUCAUCUUAUUGUAUUAUCAAAUAACACAUGACAAGGUUGCUAAAUGCUCUCUCAUUAGGAGCUUUCACUUGUAUCUAUUAUUGUGUGUACCCACUACUUCAAUCAACAAUUAGAUAUGAGUUACAGUAUUUGUCGAGUGAUAUAUUUUGAGAAAUGUUAUUACAGUUUUAUUUGUGUAUAUUUGCGUAUUUUACAAUUUUGUAUUUAUUGUCUAAUAAAGAUCUUUUUGUAAGCUUU
Rhincodon typus (whale shark) is the source of this 4392-nucleotide messenger RNA. RefSeq names its product meckelin-like. Gene Ontology annotation, cellular component: ciliary transition zone; MKS complex. Bases 51 to 2600 code for a protein of 849 amino acids. The record is from RefSeq and is a predicted model, not a curated record. NCBI's taxonomy places the organism in Eukaryota, Metazoa, Chordata, Chondrichthyes, Orectolobiformes, Rhincodontidae. The transcript is spliced from 28 exons. Gene Ontology annotation, biological process: cilium assembly.